Messenger RNA from Lobosporangium transversale, 3504 nucleotides. RefSeq lists its product as hypothetical. The transcript has 11 exons. The coding region runs from base 1 to 3504 and encodes 1167 amino acids. The record is from RefSeq and is a predicted model, not a curated record. Gene Ontology annotation, molecular function: guanyl-nucleotide exchange factor activity. NCBI's taxonomy places the organism in Eukaryota, Fungi, Mortierellomycota, Mortierellomycetes, Mortierellales, Mortierellaceae.
AUGGCAAACAAAACACUGCCCUCAAUUUUGACAGAGGGGCAGCAAUACUUAGUUAUCGAACAGGCACUUAUAAGAGCUGGAUAUGACCAUGAUGCCAACAUCGAAAAUCGCCCCAAAACUACUCAUGGUUCGUUCAUCUUCCCCAUGCUAAAUGCAUCGAUAAGCACACCUGGAGGGGGAUUCUAUGGCGGUGACAAUGAUAACCACAAAGGAGCAGAUCGCUACUCUAUUGAAGGAAAUGGAAGCAUUUUUAGUAAAGAGAACAGGACAAGUGGUGUAGCAAUAGGGGCGUCCAGCAUGAAUGGUAGUGUAACAUGCCAUAACAUAAACGGAGGCCUACAGUUGUAUUCACCCAUCUCUGCAGGAUCGUUCACACAUAAAAUAUAUGCCAACACGGCUCGAUCGAGCACUAGCAGUAUGCUUUCGAUCGGCCGACAGAAAUCGGAGCCACCCGUCUCUAUUCUUCCACAUUAUAAUUCACCUUACGAAGCAAUGUUUUUCAACCAGCCAGAUACGAUGCAUUUUAUUGGAAAGGAUCUUCGAAUUGGAACCAUAUGUAUUUCUAUGAGGCCUAGCCAGGAUGCAAUGCGCUUCCUUGUUCGUACAGUUCUUAAAUUCACUUGCGUGGAUGUUCUGGAUAGUUAUCGAGCUACCGCAGAGUUUGAGAAAUGUCAAUCAUUGUAUACGAAGAAAAAUGAAAUUCUACCAAUGCUCCAUGUUGCACUACAGCAAUGCUUCGAAUCUAUCCCAGAGGUCGAGGUGAAACGUCACCAGGUAGUUCAGCAUCAGUCAGCGACUGAUCAUUCUGUCUUUGUCCUGGAUGAUUCUGGUUGGUUGCAGAGCCCACGAUAUAUCGCAAACUUAGUUCAUGGUCUAGAGGAAGUCCGACAGGAAGGAUUCGCGUUUGUGCUCAAAAACCUGGAAGCGCAGAUGCGACCAGCUGCGGUAUCCUUGGACAUCGUGAUCCCUAAUAAAGACGAGUCACUUACAGCUGACGAUCAAGAGCAGUUUUGGGCCUUUUUCAAUGGGCUGGGCGAGCACAUUGAAGCUGAAACCUAUUUGCCUAAUGUGUCCAAGCAUACCUUCAUUUUGCCGUCAAUGAUUGCAGGGGACAAGAGCGAGGGGCAACGUCUGAGUGCUUUGGCAGAGUUAAUCGAGACAGAAACCAGUUACAACAAGCGAAUGAAUGAUCUUAUCAGUGUAAUUAAACAAGGGGCUUACUGCGUCUAUAAAGCACGCCACAUCCGUUUGAUAUACUUAAAGGAGGCUCGCUAUGCACUCACAGCACUCAGCCCUCCGCUAGGCAAGUAUGAGAUUCGAAUGAUUUUCUCCAACAUCGAACAGAUUGUUGCAGCCAGUACUGAGUUCCUGAAAGACCUGAACGGAUAUCAAAAUCACAAAACGAAUGAAGACAAAAGCUUAGGAGAGAUCUGCCGUAAGAACCUUCAAAACAUGCAAUGCUAUAAGCACUAUUUGAUGCGUUAUAAACGAGCACAAGAGAUACAUUUGGCCUUAAGCAAGAAGAGCCAAGCGUAUAGAGCAUUCCAGGAAAGAUGCAUUCAUACCACUGGAAUACAGACGCUGUCUAACCUCUUGGUUGAACCAACUCAACGUAUUGUUAAAUAUCCGUUGCUUUUCAAAGAUUUACAGAUAUUGACAAAAGAAAACUAUUAUGAUAUCGCUUUACAACGUUUAAUAGCUAUAUUAUCUGGGACGAAUAAAGAUUCAGAGGACGUAGAUGGUCUUCGAGAAGCAGCCCAUAUUGCAUCCGAGAUUGCACACAUGGAAAAAGCAAAACCCGAGCAAAGAGCAGAGAUGCUGUUCAACCUUCGAAGUAUCAUUGAAAAUUGCCCAGAUUCGAUUGUCAACCAGAAUAGGAGCAUUAUAUCUUAUAUGGAUGGGUUCGAGACCAACCUGCUGACAGGAGAGAGGGGCAGACCCAUCACUCUAAUUCUUUUCUCGGACAAGAUCAUGAUCGUACGACGACCUAGUACUUCAAGUGGUGAAGCCUUAUUUCACUUAAAAGAAGAUGAAGAGCAACGGAAGCAGAAAGAGAGAGAGGAAAAAGAACGUGAGAAGAAGAGCAAGAGGGAUGGCAGGAAUGAUACAGAUGGUUGCAAUAAUGGUGGUGGUAUUCAUGGAGGUUCGGUUGUAUCAAUACCAGGACUUCAGCUUUUGAGAAAGGAUUGGAAAUUCAUGGGCUGGAUGGACAUUCUAAGGGUCAAGGUCGCUGUUGUUGAACAAACUGAUCCUGAGGGUUUAUUCUGUAUCACAACAAGAAAUUACGCAGAAAAUAAGCAAGAUCUAUGGGAGACAACACGCGGCAUCAUGCCAGAAGGAUUGGAUAAGAGAGAUACUUUCAUAUCCAAGUUCUAUGAGACGCUGUCGUUAGCCAAGGCUACGUUUACCGCUCAGAAAGCCGAAUCUACAUCCAGGCUCCAUGUGGGGGAGCUUGAGCUAUAUUGCAACGUCUUCACAGAAAGCCAGUAUCGUGAUUUCAAAUUCAAAGGCGACGUCGCACUGUUUUAUACGUGCUUGUCGCAUUAUCCUGCGGAUGUAGCGCCUUUUACAACAUUACCGGCGUUUGUGGGCAUGAUACAGACUGCUGCAUAUUCUUCUUCCAGCACACAACCUGAAACUGCUGUUGGCCCAAGAACAUGCGGAUUUCGCGCCAUACUAAAAAGUAAAGCAAAUCUGAAUGGUGCAGGGGAUGUGUUCUCAGUUGCUAAAGAAACUAGUCAUUUUCUGGACAUGGAUACAUUCCAGACUCACAUUGCCGAACUUGUCGCAAACCUCCAGUGGACUGUAUACAGCUUUAGUCCAUACCAAAGUGCCCAACUUCAUUUUAGUCGAGUCUACAUGGAUACAGAUUACCUCUUCAAGGCCGCUGGUGCAUCCUCAAAGAGCACGUCCCUGCGGAGCAAAAGCUUGAAAAAGAUCCGUGACUCUGCAUCGGCUGUUGCAGCAUGGCCAUCAUCGCCAUCAUCAUUGGGACAACAACACCGAUAUAGUGGCUCCUUCUCUCCCCUGGCAAGCCCUCAUGAUACCCAUAGUAUACCCAGCUCCCCAAGUUCAUAUAAUCUCAGCAGUGCUUUAGGACGCAGCAACAGCAUCGUUGGUAUUCGGAAUAGUAGCCAUGCUAUUGGUAAUGAGCCAAGCCAACAGGAGCAGCAUGAUAAUCAGAAGCAUGAUUCACCUGUGUCAAUGAACAAGCGGUUCUCAAUGCCGACAAUCAUGAAAAAAUACCCUUCAGACAGCAAUAAAAACUACGACAAUACAGACAGAGGCAGCGGCAGCCCUCAUCCGCAGAGACAAGGUCGACCUUUACACCAUCAAUCGCAAUCAUUUGCAGAGAAUACGAUAAAGAACAGCGUCUCGGUGAUAAGUCUUCUCCUUCCUGGAUCGGGCCGAAAGAAAGGCCUCAUAUCUUCCAUGUCAUUUAAAAAUGGAGGAGAUAACAAAGGAGAAGCAAAGGAGAAAACAAAGUUUUUGGAGACCCUGUAG